AUGGCCAGGAUCGAGCGAGAAGCCUCCGAAGACGAGGGUGAACAGCAAUUGAGUGUUGAUGAAGAAGUGAAGUACUGGGAAGACAAAUUGGGUAUCCAUGAGAAUAAUGAAAAAGUGAAGCAAGAGUUCAUCAAGGAUGGCUGGGAUGAAGACUUCUUCCAAUCUCUUGAUGCGAUCGAUGAUGCCGUCAAGGAGCGGAAGAGAGAUCUCGAUAGAAGCGAGCCGAGCCGACAAGAAAUGGAAGACUCUCCCGAUGAUCCUGGAUUGCCGCAGAUGAUGAAGAAGCCGAAGACUCGGAGAAUUCUGCUGAUGAAGAAGUGGAAUAUUGGGAGCAUAAAUUGGGCAUAG
Messenger RNA from Perkinsus marinus ATCC 50983, 348 nucleotides. RefSeq lists its product as hypothetical. Lineage: Eukaryota; Perkinsozoa; Perkinsida; Perkinsidae. The transcript has 5 exons. The record is from RefSeq and is a predicted model, not a curated record. Bases 1 to 348 code for a protein of 115 amino acids.